AUGGCGGCGUCCUGGGGAAGGUUACUGACAGCGCGGGGUGUUCCCCGGGCUGCAGGGAAGGGUGGAGUCCUCCUCGUUGGUGGUGCUCUGUACAGAUAUCAGUCCCGUGGUGGGGCCGCCGUCACUCUGACCUCUGACCUCUGUGUCUCCUGUUGCAGCACCUUCGUCUGUCCCACCGAGAUUGUGGCUUUCAGUGACAAGGCCAACGAGUUCCGCGACGUCAACUGUGAAGUUGUGGCCGUCUCUGUGGACUCUCAUUUCUGCCACCUGGCGUGGACAAAUACCCCGAGAAAGACGGGAGGACUCGGACACAUGAACAUUCCGCUGCUGUCUGACCUGACAAAGCAGAUAUCCCGUGACUACGGAGUCCUACUGGAGACCCCGGGCAUCGCUCUGAGGGGUCUUUUCAUCAUCGAUCCCAAUGGAAUAGUGCGACACAUGAGCGUGAACGACCUUCCCGUUGGCAGAAGUGUGGAGGAGACUCUGAGGUUGGUGAAAGCCUUUCAGUACGUGGAGACCCACGGGGAGGUGUGCCCCGCCAACUGGACCCCCCACUCUCCCACAAUAAAGCCCAGUCCGGAGGCAUCGAAGGAAUACUUCAAAAAAGUAAACGAAUAG
Nanorana parkeri is the source of this 618-nucleotide messenger RNA. Its product is annotated as thioredoxin-dependent peroxide reductase, mitochondrial-like. The record is from RefSeq and is a predicted model, not a curated record. Gene Ontology annotation, molecular function: thioredoxin peroxidase activity. The coding region runs from base 1 to 618 and encodes 205 amino acids. Gene Ontology annotation, biological process: hydrogen peroxide catabolic process; cell redox homeostasis; response to oxidative stress. The transcript is spliced from 5 exons. Lineage: Eukaryota; Metazoa; Chordata; Amphibia; Anura; Dicroglossidae. Gene Ontology annotation, cellular component: mitochondrion; cytosol.